AUGCUACGAGGGUGUGCGCUGAAGAAUGCCUUCGACCGGAACGAAGGCCCCAGCAUCGGCCUUUGGCAGACGUUGCCCGGGCAGAACGUCUCGCGGAUCCUGGCACGCGCUGGGGUGGACUGGGUCUUGGUGGACUGCGAACAUGGGAACAUCGACGAUGCUGCCAUGCACGAGGCCGUCCCGGCCAUAGCGAGCUGCGGAGCGAGCCCCAUCGUGAGGAUUCCCGACACGCAGGGUUGGAUGAUUAAGCGCGCCCUCGACGCUGGAGCACACGGUAUCCUAGUUCCAUUGCUGCGUUCGGCCGAAGAGGCUCGGCGCGUUGUCAGGGCGGCCAAGUUCCCGCCGGAGGGGCAGCGGGGGCUGGGCUCGCCGUUCGCGAUGGAGCGGUUUUCGCCAGCCCCGACCCUGACCGAGUACCUGCAGGGGGCGAACGGGUCAUUGCUGACAAUGGUGCAGAUCGAGACACAGGAGGCGCUCGACGCGGUGGAGGAGAUCGCCGCGGUCCCCGGCAUCGACGUGCUAUUUGUCGGGCCGUUCGACCUCGGUAACAACAUCGGGCAUCCAAUCCUCAACGGUGUGAUGAAGCCGGAGCUCGAGCAGGCUAUCGACCGCAUACUGGCGGCGACCAAGACGGCCGGCAAGAAGUCCGGCUUCUUCGCUACAGACGGAGAGCAAGCGCGCAGGUAUGCCGAUAGGGGCUUCCAUAUGAUCAGUACCGCUCUCGAUGCCACUCUACUCCAGGCCGCGCUAGCACAGUCACUGAGCGUGGCCCGGGGUCAGCAGGUGCCUGCGGCGGUGGGGAGAUAUUGA
This is a messenger RNA of Durotheca rogersii, 810 nucleotides long. RefSeq names its product Phosphoenolpyruvate/pyruvate domain-containing protein. Gene Ontology annotation, cellular component: cytoplasm. The transcript is spliced from 4 exons. Lineage: Eukaryota; Fungi; Ascomycota; Sordariomycetes; Xylariales; Xylariaceae. Gene Ontology annotation, molecular function: aldehyde-lyase activity. Bases 1 to 810 code for a protein of 269 amino acids. The record is from RefSeq and is a predicted model, not a curated record.